Molecule: messenger RNA, 3746 nt
Organism: Nylanderia fulva
Lineage: Eukaryota; Metazoa; Arthropoda; Insecta; Hymenoptera; Formicidae
Gene: Gart
Product: trifunctional purine biosynthetic protein adenosine-3 Gart
Biological process (GO): adenine biosynthetic process; 'de novo' IMP biosynthetic process
Cellular component (GO): cytosol
Molecular function (GO): phosphoribosylglycinamide formyltransferase activity; ATP binding; metal ion binding
Source: RefSeq, a predicted model, not a curated record
UACAUAUAUAUGAAGAAUGUUUAUUAUUAAAUUUCUUUUGCUUAUUACUAAAUACAUAUUUUGUAAGGUCACAAUUGCACGUUUAAAUUGUAUCUUUACCUUAUGAAUAUCUCUCAUAAUACACAACAUAUGGAAGAAAAGUAUAACCUUGUGGCGUAUAUGAAAGACAAGAGAUCUCGUUAAAAAAAGAUAACGAUUUUAAAUAUUCUUAUUGAAUAUGGGAAAUAUUUUAUUGCGAAUAUUUAUAUAUUUCUUAUAUUAUUAUGAUACGUCAAUAUGACGUAAAUGCAUGUUAUUAUGGAUUAACCCCCGCGAAUAACAACGGGACCGGUUCCAUAUUGCGUAAGGCAAGUGAUUGAAUUAUCUCGUGUUCAUCGUUCAUCGCCUUCAAUAAGAUUAGAAUAGUCGUGCGAGCGUUUUCAUGUUCUUCCGACCACCUGUGGCAUCUCACGUUUCGUUCGAAGGUUCGUGCGUGAUCAAGGAAAAUUUCUAGCAAUCUUCCUAAUUAGUAUUUUCGCUCUGACCAGAGUCUGAAAAAGAUAAAUAAUUAGACACACACCGGCUCUUUAUGAUGCAGCAUACAGUUUUGGUGAUUGGCGGUGGUGGCAGAGAGCAUGCUAUUUGUUGGAAAUUGUCUCAGUCACCCCAUGUAAAAGAGAUUUUAGUUGCUCCUGGAAAUGUUGGCAUCAAACAAGUGGAUAAAGUUCAAUUAGUUGACUUAAAUAUUAAGGAUACUAAGGAAAUUGCUAAAUGGAGCAAAGACAAUAAUGUUUAUAUUGUUGUGGUUGGACCAGAGGAUCCUCUGGCUCAGGGAUUAGCGGAUGAUCUGAGGGAUGUGGGAGUGAAAUGUUUUGGACCACAGAAAGAAGCAGCUCAGAUUGAAGCUAACAAAGAUUGGGCAAAGCAGUUUAUGAACAGAAAUCAUAUUCCUACUGCUAGAUGGCAAAGUUUUACAUCUGCAGCAGAUGCAAAGAAUUUUGUGAAAACUGCAUCCUUUAAAGCACUUGUCGUGAAAGCCUCGGGUUUGGCAGCCGGUAAAGGUGUCGUAGUGGCGAAAGAUCAGGAAGAGGCUUGUCAUGCGAUAGAUGAGAUGUUAAACAACAAGAAAUUUGGAGUUGCUGGUGAGACUGUUGUUGUUGAGGAACUCUUGGAAGGUGAAGAAGUAUCUGUACUUGCAUUUACAGAUGGCAAGACUGUCGUACCUAUGAUGCCUGCGCAAGAUCACAAAAGAAUCUUUAAUGAAGAUGCUGGACCAAAUACAGGUGGAAUGGGUGCAUAUUGCCCAUGUCCGCUACUAAGUGAAACAGAAUAUGAACAGGUGAAAAUAAAUGUUCUACAGAAAGCUGUGGAUGGACUUAGAAAAGAGAACAUUCCAUUUGUUGGUGUAUUAUACGCUGGUUUAAUGCUGACUAAGGAUGGUCCGAAAGUUUUGGAGUUUAACUGCAGAUUCGGGGAUCCUGAAACGGAGGUUCUAUUACCAAUGUUGACAUCAGAUCUGUUUACAAUUAUGAAGGCUUGCUGCGAAGAAACUCUAAACGCACCUCUUGUUUCCUGGCGAGAGAAUGUAUCUGCUGUAGGUGUGAUUUUAGCAUCUCGCGGUUAUCCAGAGUCCUCGUCCAAGGGUCAAAUUAUAACAGGCAUCGAUGAAGUGACAUGUAAACAGGACUGCUUUGUCUUUCAUUGUGGCACAGCCGUUUCAUCAGAAGGCGAAUUAAUAACUAACGGUGGAAGAGUUCUCAUCACUGUCAAUGUAGCGCCUACUUUAGCGAUGGCAACAGCUAGAGCCACCCAGGCUGCUCGACACAUUUCGUUUGACGGAAAACAAUUCAGAACAGAUAUUGCGCACAAAGGAAUUGCUAGAUCUAUUUUACAAAAGGGAAAUUUAACAUACAAAAUUAGCGGCGUGAAUAUUGACGCCGGCGAUCAUCUUGUAUCCGUCAUCAAACCAGCUACUUGCUCCACGAAACGCGCUGGUGUUCUGGGCACCAUAGGAGGUUUCGGAGGUCUCUUUGAUGUAAAAGCCGCGGGUUAUAACGAUCCUAUCCUGGUGUCUGGUACCGAUGGUGUUGGUACCAAAUUAAAGAUAGCGAUCGAAUGCAACAAACACGACACGGUAGGCAUCGACCUGGUUGCCAUGUGCGUAAACGAUGUCCUUGCGCACAACGCGGAGCCGUUGUUUUUUCUAGAUUACUUCGCCUGCGGCAAACUCGACGUUGGAGUGGCUGCAAAAGUCAUAAACGGAAUAACCGAAGGCUGCAAGCAAGCGGGAUGUUCCUUGAUUGGUGGAGAAACGGCUGAAAUGCCCGACAUGUACCGCGAGGGAGAAUACGAUUUGGCUGGCUUCGCGGUGGGCGCAGUUGAAAAGGGCAACUUGUUACCGCGAGUGGACGAUAUUAAGGAAGGUGACGUGGUAAUCGGUCUUCCGUCCAGCGGCGUGCACAGCAACGGCUUUAGCUUGGUGCGAAAAGUCUUAAAACUCGCUGACAAAAGUUAUUUUGAUAUCGCACCUUUUUCAACAAAUAAUCGAACUAUCGGCGAGGAACUGUUGGAACCAACAAAGGUUUAUGUAAGAAGCGUCGUUCCCGCUUUACGAACAAAUCGAGUGAAAGGAUUUGCACAUAUCACUGGUGGUGGUAUUUUAGAAAAUAUACCUAGAAUUUUACCGAGUAACUUGGGUGUGACAUUAGAUGCGACUAAGUGGAAUAUUUUACCAAUCUUUGGCUGGUUAGCUGCAAUUGGUGGAAUCAGUAAACACGAAAUGUUAAGGACAUUUAAUUGCGGAAUUGGUGCUGUCUUAAUAUGUUCCGAAAAAGACAAGAUUGAAAUUUUGAAUAAACUAAACGCUGAAAAUCCUGUAGUUAUUGGAAGCGUGAAUACAUAUGGUGAUAACAAGGCUAAAAUACACGUGGAAAGCUUUGAAAAGGUUCUCGAGCUGAAAAUGAAACAAUAUGUUCCCAAUUUAGUUGCAACAUUAAGCAAGCCUCUUAAGAGAGUAGGUGUUCUAAUAUCUGGCAGCGGAACAAACCUUCAAUCGUUAAUUAACGCCACUCAGGAUUCGUCUAAAAACAUUGGAGCAGAAAUCGUCUUAGUGAUUUCCAAUAAGUCCGGUGUUGAAGGAUUAAAACGUGCUGAAAAAGCGGGCAUUAAAACAGUGAUAAUUAAACAUAGUGACUAUCCAAAUCGCGAGUCUUUCGAUGCAGCUAUGAAUGUGGAACUUCAUAAUGCUGGAGUAGAAAUAGUAUGUCUGGCUGGCUUCAUGCGAAUUCUCUCGGAGCAAUUUGUAAAACAUUGGAAAGGAGCUUUAUUAAAUAUUCAUCCUAGUCUUCUACCCUCUUUCAAGGGACCAAACGCACACAAGGAUGUUUUAGCAGCUCGUGUGCGCAUAUCGGGUUGCACUGUGCACUUUGUUGAGGUUGAGAUUGAUUCAGGAGCUAUUAUCGAACAAGAAGCAGUACCUGUAUUACCAGAUGAUACGGAACAUACUUUGCAAGAACGCGUAAAGACAGCGGAACAUCGAGCUUAUCCUCGUGCUUUAAAGCAUCUGGCGACUGGUAGUAUAAAAUUAAAAGAAGAUGGUACUCUCAAUUGGAAUUAAUUAGAGGACACAUAGAUUUAUACAAUACCGAAGUUUAUAAAUAGAAAUUAUAUUUUUUAUACAAUCUCUCAAUCCUAUUAUUUGAUAUAUAUAUAUUGUUAUACGUGAGUUGAUCUCACAACCACAAAUAAACAAGAGCUCAACAUAUUUA